This is a messenger RNA of Metarhizium brunneum ARSEF 3297, 1146 nucleotides long. RefSeq lists its product as uncharacterized. The record is from RefSeq and is a predicted model, not a curated record. NCBI's taxonomy places the organism in Eukaryota, Fungi, Ascomycota, Sordariomycetes, Hypocreales, Clavicipitaceae.
AUGUCCAACGCCUCGGUUGAGAAUUCAAUAUCGGACCUCCUGACGCUGAUUAUCACCACGUCACCGACCCUCUCGGCCCCAUCUACCGAGCUUCUCUCUGCCGUCCUCUCGUCGUUCCGCGCUCAUUGCGCUCCGUUGUUGAACUGCAGCGUCAUUGUCGUGUUCGACGCAUGCGAACAAAUUACCGCUCAUCCCCGGCUCAAGAAAGGCUAUGUCACACAAAAGAGCGCCCAAGACUACGAGGCAUACAAAAAGAACGUCAAACAUCUCUUCCUAGAGGAGUACUUGCAGAGCACCCCCGAGCGGACAGAGCUGACAGAAUGUUGCGGCGAAGCUGAGUACGGCUCACCAUCCAGCACGCCGGUUCUUUUCACCACUUCCUCCACAGCGGAUGGCCGCAUUACCUUCAUUGAGGCCACGGGUCAGCGCCUGGGGUUCGGUUUGGCAGUUCGUACGGCACUCCGAGCAGUGGCAACCCCCUACGUCUGGGUACACCAGCAUGACUGGGCUCUCAUCUAUCAUGUCCCGGUCACACAUCUCCUUGGCAUCAUGGCGGCCUCUGAGUUGGACGACGACGACAGGAGACCCAUAAAAUACGUCUGUCUGCCCUCUGGCCGCAGGACCUCCUACGCCACGUCGGACCAAGUCAUGCCGUUUCCAGAGCUACGGAAGCUCGCCAUUGCCCUUAGUGGUGAUUAUAUAUCGCCAGGCAGUUCCUCAACCGCCGUCCCGCUGACACCCAUGUUCUUUUGGCACGACAAGCCGCAUAUCGCUUCGACGGCGCAUUAUCUUGGGCGUGUUUUCCCCAGCAGGUUGGCCAUGAUGCGCGGGGCAUUCAUCGAGGACACGAUCGGGCAGAGGGCCAGGAGCCAGAUGAAGGAAGGGCAGUGGGCCAAAUGGGCAACCUGGCUUUACAACCCCCAAGAUGGCAAGCAAGUGUGCUUGAGACAUCUCCAUGGCAGGACGUGGAGAGGUGAGGAGGAGGAAACGCGGAUGAAGGAGGUACAUCGUGAGCGAAACUUGGCUGCAUUGCGCCAGUUGGCAGAUGCAACGAACGGCAAUAACAAUGCCAACACCAACUCUCGGUUCCUAGAAGACGACUCAGAGACAGAAAUCAGCCUGGACUUCUUUCGAGAAGAGACGUGA